Messenger RNA from Paralichthys olivaceus (Japanese flounder), 1705 nucleotides. It is a transcript of the gene dhrs3b, whose product is annotated as dehydrogenase/reductase (SDR family) member 3b. Gene Ontology annotation, biological process: regulation of retinoic acid receptor signaling pathway; retinoid metabolic process. Gene Ontology annotation, molecular function: all-trans-retinol dehydrogenase (NAD+) activity. NCBI's taxonomy places the organism in Eukaryota, Metazoa, Chordata, Actinopteri, Pleuronectiformes, Paralichthyidae. Gene Ontology annotation, cellular component: lipid droplet. The record is from RefSeq and is a predicted model, not a curated record.
CGCCAGAGCGCAGCGCAGCGCACGACACUGAGCGUCGUCUGGACUUGUGCUUCACGUCUCGACCAGUAGUUGACAGCCAGGCGUAAUGACUGAUCGCUCACACAUUUCCAGAUCCUGAUGCAUGUCGACCAGAACAUGUCAGAGCUCCUCGCGGUGGCACGGUUCCGCUGUCCGAACUCCUCUCCAGUGGAUUACUCCUGCAACACUUCCCGAGGCUGCAGAUGAUCAUUGUUGUGUGCAUGCGGACAAACUUGCAGCAGCAGCAGCUCACGAGUCGGUGUUUGUGAACUGCUCUCAUAUCUGUGUCAGGCAAUACUGCGCGUAAAAGUUGCAGCGUAAACAUUACAGACUUGUCGGGCUGCGCCUGUGAGCACCGUCUCCGACAUGGAGCUGAAGAGCGCGUGUCGCAUGUUUCUUUUCCCGGUUCAGAUGUUGUAUUACUUAGUCAAGGCGAGUUUGUCCUCGCUGUUGCCGAGCAGAAAGAAGGACCUGGGCAAGGAGGUGGUAUUGAUCACCGGGGGAGGACGCGGCAUCGGACGUCAUCUGGCCAAAGAGUUUGCCAAGCAGGGAGCCAGAAAGGUGAUCCUGUGGGGCCGGACGGAAAAAUGCCUCAAAGAAACAAGUGAAGAGAUUUCUCUCUCAGGAACAGAGUGCCAUUACUUCCUGUGUGACGUGGCCAAUCGGGAGGAGGUUUACAAGCAAGCCAAGGUGGUUAGAGAAAAGGUGGGAGAUGUUACAAUAUUAGUGAACAACGCAGCUGUGGUCCACGGCAAAAGUCUGAUGGACAGCGACGACGACGCCCUUCUGAAAUCCCAACACAUCAACACCUUGGGACAGUUCUGGACUACAAAGGCCUUCCUGCCUCGAAUGCUGGAGCUGCAACACGGCCAUGUGGUCUGCAUAAACUCCAUUCUGUCCCAGUCUCCCAUUCCUGGGGCCAUAGAUUACUGCACCUCCAAGGCCUCGUCGCUGGCUUUCAUGGAAAGCCUGACGCUGGGCCUGCUGGACUGCCCCGGUGUUGGCUGCACCACGGUGCUUCCUUUCCACACCAAUACAGAGAUGUUCCAAGGAAUGAGAGUCAGGUUUCCUCAGCUCUUUCCUCCUCUCAAACCAGAGGUGGUUGCCCAGAGGACUGUGGAAGCAGUCAGAGCGGACAGGGCCUUCCUCUACCUGCCCUGGACUAUGCACGCUCUUGUCCUUCUAAAAAGCUUCAUGCCACAAGUUGCACUUGAAGAAAUCCACAAGUUUUCUGGGAGUUAUACCUGCAUGAACACAUUCAAAGGCAGGACAUGAACCUGGAUUUCACAGAAUGUGAGGGUGACCUCAACGUCUCUGGGGUACAAUGAAGGGAAUAUGGACCUAAAGACACCUGGAGGUGCAGGAGGCCCCAUAAUAGUGUGAAGAAAAAUACUUAGGGGACGUUCACAAGGGUUUCACUCCUGCAGGUAGAAUUAAUCGAUAAACUGCAGGAUACACUCUGGUCCCAUUUAUAUGUGUGAGUGCACAUCUGUAUAGUAUGGAGGACUGAAUGCCAUUCUCACAUUGAACAGAAGCCAUGCUUAGGUGUGUACCAGUAGUUAUUCUGGGAGAUUUUGUGACACUUUUAGUCUGUUUUUACACUUUUGUUUUUUUUUGUUUUUUUAAACCUGCCUUUUUAAUGUGUCUUUGAAUCAAAGCAAAGUAAUAAAAUGGAGUUUUAGAGACA